GGCAGGAAACGCACAUUUUCCCUCCAGCAGAGUGGAGUGAGGUGACCGCAGGUGUCGGGUCUGGCCGGGCUGAGGCGCGCCGCGGUGCUCUGGAGGGACGCUCCCGACAGCCGCAGGAGAAAAAAAACAAAAAACAAAAAAGGGAGAGGUUGAAGGAAGCAGAAGGACAAAUGGCCAAGAAGAGGUGAUGGAGCGUUGCAGAUGCUCGGUAAAUGACUAAGGCCGACCGAGAGUGAAGUUCAACCCGGUGGGAUCAUCCGCUGGUUUGCCGGUGUCUGUCUUCUCUGAAGUUUCAAAAUGGAGUCCGCUCACCUCCUGGGCAGCUCUAAGAAGAGAGUAAAGAUCCACCCUCACACUGUCACAGCCAAAUACGCCACACACACCCCAUACUCCCCCCAACCUGGAGUGCACACACACUUCCCCCAGCCCGGGGACGAUGGCUACGAUGAUGCCCCGUCUUUUGAGGACUUUGGCUCCUUCCUGGAGGAGACGUCAGACAGGAAACAUCUGACGGAGAGCAGGAGGUGGCCUCUGACCUUGUUUGGCUCCAGAGACAAAGACAAGGAUACAGUCCACAAAUCCCAGGCUGCCGUGGCAGGAGACGGAAGCGAGGGGGCAUCCAAAGCAGCAAAGGGGUCUGGGAGAGGGGUAGGGGAACAGUUGGCCAGCUUUGGGGAGGCGUCCGUGUCUGCGUCUCGGCUCACCUGGGUGGGGCUGCUCGGUGCUGCGCUGGCUCACGGCUGUUCGAUCGUUUUGACCCGCCUGGCCUCUGAACGCUUCAGCCUCGGCCCCCUGUUUCUACUCUUAGUUCGAUCCAUUGUCCAGCUCCUUUCUGUGGCUGUACCACUGCACAGGGGGGAGAACCCUUUCGGACCAGAGGGCUAUCGUCUACGUCUGCUCUGUUAUGGCAUUGCCUACUCACUUUCCCUCUGCUGUGCCUACUCAUCCUUAACCUUCAUCUCUCCUGGAAGCGCCACAACAACCUGGCGCCUGGCAACCACGGUGCUGUCAGCGACUCUGGCCUUCCUGCUCCUGGAGGAGAGGCUGGGGUUGGCUGAUGGGAUCACCAUAGCUGCAGGGCUGUGUGGUUUGGGGCUUGUUUUACUUCCAACAGCAGAUGAGAGCAACUCAGAUUCACCCACUGACCCGGUUGUGUUCUGGAGAGGUGCUUUCGGCUGGUCUCUUUCGGCACUUGCAGGACUGUGGAUGGCCCUAGCACUGGUUGGGUAUCGUUCCCUGAAGGAAAGGGUGGGAGUUGGUACCGCUUUGUUCACAGUAAGCUGGACGGGGUGCCUCUUUGCCUCAGCCUCCUUGGCUCUGCUCCAGGAGGGCUGGUCCUGGCCUAUGAGUGCCACAGCUUGGGGCCUGGUCCUGGGCCUGGUUGCAUGCUCGGUAGCAGCCUUCCUGGGGAUGACGCACGCCCUCACACGACUCCACCCGGCUCUGGUGUCCGCCUCGCAGAGCCUGGAGGUACCUGUUGCCAUGCUGCUGCAUCUGGCUGUGCUGCCGUUGGUUCCCACUGCGCCUGAAGUCGUCGGCAAUGUGAUGGUCAUACUGAGCGUCGGUUGGCUGGUGGCGAUGAAGCUGCUCCCCUCUCGAGGUGGCGGGCGGCGCCAGAGGGAGGAGUAUGAGGAGAUUCUGGACUCGCCCAUCAAAUAGACACCUCCACUUUACCUUCUGCUCACUCCCUCCCUCAUGAGAUUGGUUCCAGUGUACAUAAGAGACUGCUAAAUGUUUGUUGGAGCUUUAUCUAUUUUGUAAUGUCCUCUUUGCUUUUGGGAAAGUGCCAAUAUUGUGUUGUCUGUUAUAGUGACUAUGUGAUGUGACAUUAAAAUCUCUCUGAUGAACACAAUGCAUUCCUGAAGCCACUUGUGAUCAAGAUCUUGCCUUCUUAAGAGUGUGUGUGAGGCUGUGUGUAUAUCAGCUACAUUUCACAAGAGUGUAAUGUCACUUUUACCAGAGGGCA
This is a messenger RNA of Xiphias gladius (swordfish), 1966 nucleotides long. RefSeq names its product solute carrier family 35 member G2a (gene slc35g2a). Gene Ontology annotation, cellular component: membrane. The transcript is spliced from 2 exons. The record is from RefSeq and is a predicted model, not a curated record. The coding region runs from base 298 to 1659 and encodes 453 amino acids. NCBI's taxonomy places the organism in Eukaryota, Metazoa, Chordata, Actinopteri, Istiophoriformes, Xiphiidae.